CUAGUUUAUUUCAUUUCUUGACCACUCAAUAAUCCAACAUAGGUACCCUAGUAUCUCAACACCACCAUUAACUCUCUAGCAUUCCUAGCAUAUCCCAGGAAAGCAAAACCACCUCUCUUCUGUAGCCAGUGUAUUUCACUGUCUUGUUUUCCUCCCUCCUUAACCAUAUAUAACCCUCGUGUGCUGUCCUUGUUAACAAAUAUUUGUCAUUCUAAAAUGGCUUUAUCCUCCAGCAGCACCAAAGUUGUUAUCGUUACCGGCGCGUCGCGUGGAAUUGGCAAGGCUACCUCGCUUCAUCUCCUGUCCAAGAAUGUAUCUGUUGUAGGGAUUGCUCGCAGUGCUGAUACUCUCAGCACCCUGUCGGAGGAGGUGGCCCAGCUCCAAACAGCUGCCAAGUUUCUUCCUGUCGUUGGCGAUAUCACUGAUCAAUCGGUCCAGCAGCAGGCUGCCGAUUAUGCCGCGCAAAACGGAACCCUGAUCGCGCUGGUCAACAACGCAGGAACUAAUAUGCCGCUUGCAUCGAUUGCUACUGGGUCUGUCGAUGACUGGUCAAAUAUGUUUGCCGUCAACGUCAUUGCACCGCUGAGUAUGACCCAGAGGGUUAUACCGCAAUUGCGUCAGUCCAAAGGCAGGGUUAUCAACCUGUCAUCCACCGUUUACAAGAUCCCGUUCAAGGAAGCAGUUUGCUAUGGCGCAACAAAGGCAGCUAUUAACUACAUCACUGCAACUUUAGCAUCAGAAGAGCCAGACAUUACCGCUGUUGCGAUUCAUCCAGGACUUGUCAACACAGACAUGACUCGUGUUUUCUUUUACAAGGCCUUUGGAGUUGAGCCAAGUAAAAGCUCAGCAGGCGAUUUAUCUAUACCCUCCAUGAUUGAGGCUGAUGUUCCUGGACGCAUCAUCGGGAAUCUUGCCCUCCACGUAGACCAUGAGUUAACUGGCGCGUUUGUUGAAUACAACGAACCUAAGCUAGCCAGGUAUGCUGAAUAAAUGAACUCAUUUUGCUUGAAGA
This is a messenger RNA of Linderina pennispora, 1012 nucleotides long. RefSeq names its product NAD(P)-binding protein. The record is from RefSeq and is a predicted model, not a curated record. Lineage: Eukaryota; Fungi; Kickxellomycota; Kickxellomycetes; Kickxellales; Kickxellaceae. The transcript has a single exon. Gene Ontology annotation, cellular component: cytosol. Bases 217 to 990 code for a protein of 257 amino acids. Gene Ontology annotation, molecular function: oxidoreductase activity.